AGUACAACGUGAAUAAUUGAUUUUAAAAAAAGCUUUUUAAAAUAUCAACCUCUCUUUCUCUCUCCUCCAUCAUGGGAUUGAGAAGCUGUAAUCAUUCGGACAUCACAUCUGCGAAUUUCCCCUUCAAAUCUUCUGUAACUUCUCUCUCUUUCUCUCUCUAAAUUCUCAGAUAUACAUCUGUAUGUGAUCACGAUUCACGGACUGGCAUGUGGUUUCAUUGAAGGGAUUGUGGAGUUUUAAGGAUGUUGAGCUCUUGAGAUUUUAGCAAACAAGUGUAGAUAUACAUAUUGAUAUACGUAUAGUUUGGGGCAUUUCUGGUGUGGUAGAGGUGAUUGAUACAAUGCGAUUGUUUCCGAUUUCUACGAGCUCAGAUAGUUCGCCCAGGGAGCUGAACAACUCGGAGAAAAGUCAGGCGCCGCUUUACCUAAAUAUAUAUGAUCUCACUCCUAUGAACAACUAUCUUUAUUGGUUUGGAUGUGGGAUUUUUCAUUCCGGCAUUGAAGCACAUGGCCUGGAAUAUGGAUUUGGAGCUCAUGAGUACCCAACAAGUGGAGUGUUUGAGGUUGAACCUAGAGGUUGCCCUGGUUUUAUAUUUAGACGCGCAAUCCAUUUGGGAAGUACUGACAUGUCUCGUUCAGAAUUUCGCUCAUUUAUGGAACAUCUCUCAAGCAACUAUCAUGGUGACACAUACAAUCUAAUUUCUAAGAAUUGCAAUCAUUUCACUGAUGAAGUUUGUCAGCGACUCACUGGAAAAGCUAUACCUGGCUGGGUUAAUCGAUUGGCACGAUUAGGUUCUUUCUGUAACUGUCUGCUGCCUGAAAGUAUCCAGGCUACUCAAGUGACACAUCUUCCUGACGUCGAAAUGUGUUCAGAAGACGGUACCGAGAUUGGUGCAUCAUAUGUAACAGGAGAAAGUGAAGAGGAGGAAAUGGACCACCAUCUGCUCACCACAGCAAGCAGUGACAUAGCAUUUUUGAAAGACAAACCAGUGAGGCUAGCAAAAGAUAUUCUUUGACUUUCAUUUCUCUCGCACUGCACUUUCUUAGUUGUCUUGUUUGUACGAUUAGUGUGUAAAAAUCUCCAUUGUAUUUUGUUACACAUGAUAGUGUCGAAACAAUUUUUUGUUGCGUGCGUCUAUUAUUUGCAUGAUAGCCGGAAAGAGGCUCGGCUAUCGGCCGGAAUGUACUGCUUAUGCCACUUUGGACUGGAAAUGCCAUCCCUACUUGUUUGCUGUA
Molecule: messenger RNA, 1235 nt
Organism: Salvia miltiorrhiza (redroot sage)
Lineage: Eukaryota; Viridiplantae; Streptophyta; Magnoliopsida; Lamiales; Lamiaceae
Product: deSI-like protein At4g17486
Exons: 5
Coding region: 341-1015 (224 amino acids)
Biological process (GO): protein deubiquitination
Molecular function (GO): deubiquitinase activity
Source: RefSeq, a predicted model, not a curated record